GUGGAUGCUUUGGGGGACAGGAAACCCUGGGAGUGCAAGCAUGGAGCUGGGGUGGGGUGCAGCCCAGCGCAGGCUGGAGGGACGGACUGGGUGACCAGCGCUCGGUGUAGAGCUAUGUCGUGGGCAGCUCGUGCAUGUCCGAGCUGCUGGACCUGGCCGUGGGGGAGGAACCUGGCCCCGUGCUUGCUCUCUGCCUCAAGCGACGGCCCCUGCUCCCCGCCGGGGAGACCAGGACAGGCGGUCUCACUGCCCGCUGUGCCGCAGGCAGCUCCCACCUGAUCAAGGUGCAGUGCCUGACCCAGCACUACGGCUACUUCCCCGUCAUGCUGCUGUUUGAGUUCAUGGCUGAGCAGACGGGCCCCUUCGCCAUCAGGCGCUUCAUGUCAGCUGUGGCCAAAAGCAGGCUGGCGGAGGAGCUGGGGCCCACGGUGCCCUACACGCCGUACCAGGACGGGCUGCAGAAACCCCUCACCGUCCACACUGAGGAGGGUGUCUUACCCAACAGCUCCCAGCACUCGGACCUGGAGCAGCGCAUCCCGCUGCCCCAGUGCAACUACCCACGGAGCCUGAAGGACGUGAUCCGGCGCAUGCCUGGCACUGACAAGGAGCGGGCCAAGCUGUGGUCCUCCCUGGAGGCGCCCCUGCAAUUUGGGAAUUACGCAGAGAAGUUCCAGCUGCUGCUGCACCUCGAGGAGGUGCAGAUGGAGGUCGACAUCCGGCGCUACGACCUGCAGGACACCCCGAUGGUGCAAGACCCAGACAACAAGCAGCUGCUCAUCCUGAAGGUGCCUGGUGUGGCUGAGAACCGCCCAUCUCUGCUGAGGGGCGACCACUUGUUCGCGACGCUGGGCACCGAGCGUGGCAGCCACGGGCUGGUGCAGUACAAGGGCUAUGUGCACCGCGUGGAGCUGGACCGUGUCAAGCUGGGUUUCUCCAAAGGCCUGCUGGCUCGCUUUGUGAAAAACUUGCUCUUCGAUGUGACCUUCACCUUCAACCGGCUGCCCCUGCGGGUGCAGCACCGGGCCGUACAGCUGGCUGCAAAGGGAGGCCUGAAGGACAUCCUCUUCCCCACCUCCUCCGCGCAGAUGUCCUUCCUGGAGGACGGUGCCCAGCUGUGCCUGUUCGACCGGAGCCUGGAGAGCAACAAGGAGCAAUGCGAGGCUGUGAGGGGCAUCGUGUCGGGGCUGUCCAGGCCCGCGCCCUACCUCAUCUUUGGGCCGCCAGGGACAGGCAAGACGGUCACCAUAGUGGAGGCCAUCAAGCAGGUGCUGGACCGCAUCAAGGGCUCGCAUGUGCUGGCCUGUGCCCCCUCCAACAGUGCCGCCGACCUGCUCUGCCAGCGCCUGCUCCAGCACCGGGACGCGCGGGAGAUCUACAGGCUCAAUGCCAGCAGCCGCGACUAUAGCCAGGUGCCUGCAGAUAUCAAGCCCUGCUGCAACUGGGAUGCAGCGCAGCGGUCCUACGUGUACCCUGGCCGGGACGAGCUGCAACGGUACCGGGUCCUCGUCACCACGCUGAUCCCGGCAGGGAGGCUGGCCUCGGCAGCGUUUCCUCUGGGCCACUUCUCCCACGUUUUCAUUGAUGAGUGUGGCCACGCCGUGGAGCCGGAGAGCGUGACGGCUGUUGCAGGUAUCCUGAGUGCGAUGGACCGGGACACCAAUCCCAGUGGUGGGCAGCUGGUGCUGGCAGGGGACCCCAAGCAGCUGGGCCCCAUUUUGAGGUCCCCGCUGAGCAUCAAGCACAGCUUGGGCGUCUCGCUGCUGGAGCGGCUCAUGCACAACAACUCACUGUACCAGAAGGCCGGUGGGAGCUACAACUCCCAGUUUGUCACGAAGCUGCUGAGGAACUACAGGUCCCACGCUGCCAUCUUCAAGAUCCCCAACGAGGUGUUCUACGAGGGGGAGCUGCAGGAGCACGCGGACCGUGGCAUCAUCCACUCCUACUGUGCCUGGCCGGAGCUGCCCAAGCAGGGCUUUCCUAUCAUCUUCCACGGGGUCCAAGGGGAGAACCAGCGGGAGGAGAAGAGCCCGUCCUUCUUCAAUGUGGCUGAGAUUGACAUCGUGGUCACCUACCUCAAGAAGCUACUGAAGAGCCAGGCCAAGAAAGGCAUCCCUCGUAUCUCGCCCAAGGACAUUGGCAUCAUCUCCCCGUACAGGAAGCAGGUGGAGAAGAUCCGCAAGGCCAUCACCAGCCUGGACCGGAAGCUGCAGGCACUGCCAGACAUCCAGGAGCUGAAGGUUGGCUCCGUGGAGGAGUUCCAGGGCCAGGAGCGGCGCGUGAUCCUCAUCUCCACCGUGCGCAGCUGUAGUGACCACCUGGACAUCAAGGAGCAGUUCCAGCUCGGCUUCCUCAAAAGCCCCCAGAGGUUCAAUGUGGCCGUCACCAGAGCCAAAGCUCUCCUGAUCAUCGUGGGCAACCCAAUCGUCCUCAGCAAGGAUCCGCACUGGUCCAGGUUCCUGCAGUACUGCAUGGCAGAAGGCGGCUACACAGGCUACCCGUACAGUGAGGAUGCCAUGGAUGACAAUGGCCUGGCUGACUACCUCCGUGCCCUCAACCUGAGCGAGUAGCCAGCAGGAGCCCAAGGAAGGGAGAGCUACCUCCAGCAGCAGGUGGAGCUGAGGUGGGGAGACAAGCACUGAGUGCUGCCUCUGUGUCCAUCGUCUCCUGGCCCCUCAUCUGUCUGGCUCAGCUCCUUCCCCCACCUUGCUCCCCGUGCUGGGCGGGGGCUGCUAGGCUGGCCCCUUUGCGCAGCACGCUUCUACCUCUCUCCUACCUCAGGCUCUCUGGGUUGGCAUGUCUCUCUCCCACUCCUCCCUCUUCAAUGACAGUGCUCUACUUGGUGCUUGCUGAAAUGGAAAUUGCUUUGGCAAACAAAGGGAGAAGAGACCUCCCUGGCUGUUAACUAUGCCUUACACCCCAGGAAG
Gavialis gangeticus (Gharial) is the source of this 2924-nucleotide messenger RNA. RefSeq names its product Mov10 RISC complex RNA helicase (gene MOV10). The transcript is spliced from 18 exons. The record is from RefSeq and is a predicted model, not a curated record. Bases 135 to 2567 code for a protein of 810 amino acids. Lineage: Eukaryota; Metazoa; Chordata; Crocodylia; Gavialidae. Gene Ontology annotation, molecular function: 5'-3' RNA helicase activity; RNA binding.